GAUAAUAGCAAGCUAGCGCAUAUUUCGCCAUGGGUUUCUUAGGUGCAUUACUUAGAACUAUUAUAGUUUUAACCAUUUUCUUUGGAGCUUUGUUCCUACUACCCGGAUUACCUCCUAACACUACUUUUCCUUUUAAAGAAUAUGUUAUUAAGCCUCCUAGAGAACUGAAGGGAACUCUGCAGCCAAACUCUUACCUCAAUGGAGCGGAAAAGUUGUGGAAAGAUCAGGUCCUUGGACCAGAGGGUCUUCUAGCACUUAAUGACAAGAUUUAUACUGGUAUUCAUGGUGGAGAGCUCCUUCGACUAAAUAAUGCUGAGUCUAUUCAGUCUAUUACAAAAAUUGGUCAACCUUGUGAUUACAUAUUUGAUGAUGAGCUAUGUGGUUAUCCUGUGGGCCUGGCUAUUGAUACCCAAGGAAACAAUCUGAUUGUAGCCGAUUCAUAUUAUGGAAUAUGGCAAGUUGACCUAAGCACCCAGGAGAAGACUAAUUUGGUGUCGUCGCAGGAAAUUCUACCUGGGAAGAGUGUUAAUCGUCGUGCCAGGCUUUUUAAUUCGUUAGCAGUUAGCAGUCAAGGUGACAUCUACUGGACUGAUUCUUUGUCCGAUGACUUAGUUUUGGCACCCUUCGCUAACCCGUCGGGUCGACUUUUCAGAUACAAUCGCGAAAAGAAGACAAACGAGGUGCUCCUGGAUGAGUUGUCCUUUGCCAAUGGCUUGGCCCUAGGUCCCAGUGAAGAAUUUAUAAUCCUGGCCGAAACGACGGCCAUGCGGCUGACCAAGUACUAUCUUAAAGGAUCUCGGGUGGGUCAAAGCGAAGUCUUUGUGGAGGGCUUACCUGGCUGGCCGGAUAACCUUACUCCUGAUAAUGAGGGAAUUUGGGUACCUUUGUGCGUGUCUUCAGAUAGUGAGAAUCCAAAUUUGUUCGGCGCGCUGGCACCUUAUCCUAGGUUACGAUUUUUCCUUGCCCGUCUGAUGGCUCUAAUGCAACUUCCCUUUCGGAUUUUAAACAAUCUAUAUCCAAACGAUAUUUCGGCUCGUCUUUUCCACGCGUUCAAUGAGAUGGCCAUUAGCAAUGCUCCCAAUCGAAGUACUGUAGUUCGUUUGGACUGGAAUGGAAAUAUUGUAAAAUCUUUGCAUGGAUUUGAUAGAACUGCUUCUGGAAUAUCUCAUGCUUUGGAACUUAAAGGUCACUUGUACUUGGGAUCGGCAUUUAACCAAUAUAUUGCUAGAGUGAAACUACCCGAUGAAAUAGCAAAAUCUGAAGGAAUCAAAACUAAUUAGUAUGAGAUUAAACUUAAAAACCUAAGUCGCUUUUCCUAAUGCUAUUUGUUAUUGGCUUUAUUCCUGCUACCCGGAUUACCACUUCCUUUCAAGAAGUAUAUGUAGCUGGUUAUUUUUAGUCCUUCCCAUAUACAUAUGUAUAUAACAGUGUAGUCUCUUAGAGAACUAAAGAGACCGUUUCAACUGAAUUUUUACCUGAAUAGUGCAAGACAUUUGUGGAAGGUUUAAGUUUUCCCACAUGAGAGCCUUAUAUGGCCAACUUUAAAUAAAUAUAACCAGAUCAGAAAUCCAUUUAUAAAUACGCAAAAUAACUAAAAUUUUAUAUAUAUUUUUUAAAGAAUUUUAGAGUCGAGGAACAAAAGAAUGCUGAUUUUUGUGGUGAAAUUGAAAAUAAAAUUAUUUUAAAAAAUUAUAAUCAAUUUCUAAAACAGAGUAAUUCGAUUUUUAAGGAAUUACAAAGAUAAAUUUAAUAAAUAUAGUAUUUAAUCACAACGGAUCCAGUUUCAUUAUGUUGAUAUAUUUUGUAAAAUAUAGGUAAGGAGCAAUUGCACAGAACAUAGAUGGUUGGCUUUUUUGUCUAGCUAACAAUAAAACAUAUUCUAUUUAACUA
Molecule: messenger RNA, 1890 nt
Organism: Drosophila eugracilis
Lineage: Eukaryota; Metazoa; Arthropoda; Insecta; Diptera; Drosophilidae
Gene: Ssl2
Product: adipocyte plasma membrane-associated protein
Exons: 4
Coding region: 30-1280 (416 amino acids)
Source: RefSeq, a predicted model, not a curated record